UGCGAGGAUCCGAAGGGCUGUACAUGGUGAACGGGCCGCCCAGUUUCACAGAGAGCACAGCCUUCCAGAGGGACUCUGGAAAAAAUUGCAAAGCUGUUGCUUUCAGCAAGGACGGUUCCCUCUUUGCCUGGUGCAAUGGAGAAAAGGUAAAUAUUGUUAAUGUCACCAGCGCCGAGUUACUGCGUUCCUUUGAUCUUCCAAAGGCAGUUUGCCUUGAAUUCUCACCAAAGAAUAACAUUCUGGCCACGUGGCAGGCCUAUGCAACCGCUAAAGACGGCACAGCGGGGGUGCCCAACCUGCAGCUUCAUGAUGUGAAAACUGGAAAAUGUUUAAAGUCUUUCAUCCAGAAGAAGAUGCAGAACUGGUGUCCGUGCUGGGCAGAUGAUGAAAGCAUUUGUGCCAGGAAUGUAAACAAUGAAGUGCACUUCUUUGAAAACAACAACUUUAAUACUAUUGCAAAUAAACUGCAUUUGCAAAAGGUUAAUGAUUUUGUGUUAUCUCCAGGAGCGCAGCCAACCAAGGUGGCCGUGUACGUGCCGGGCAGUAAAGGCGCGCCCUCCUUCGUUAGACUCUAUCAGUAUCCCAACUUCGGUGGCCCUCAGUCUGCACUAGCCAAUAAAAGUUUCUUUAAAGCUGACAAGGUGACAAUGCUAUGGAACAAAAAAGCUACUGCUGUGCUAGUCAUAGCUAGUACAGAAGUGGAUAAAACAGGUGCUUCAUACUACGGAGAGCAAACCCUGCACUACAUUGCAACCAACGGGGAAAGCGCCGUCGUACAACUGCCAAAAAAUGGUCCCAUUUAUGAUGUAGUUUGGAACCCCAAUUCUGACGAGUUCUGUGCUGUGUAUGGUUUUAUGCCUGCCAAAGCAACAGUUUUCAAUCUGAAAUGUGACCCUGUGUUUGAUUUUGGAACCGGUCCUCGCAAUGCUGCCUACUACAGCCCCCACGGACACAUCCUGGUGCUGGCAGGAUUUGGAAAUCUCAGGGGACAGAUGGAAGUGUGGGACGUUAAAAACUACAAAGUCAUUUCCAAACCAGUAGCCUCGGAUUCCACAUACUUUGCUUGGUGUCCUGACGGGGAGCAUAUUGUGACAGCAACGUGUGCUCCCAGGCUGCGAGUCAGUAACGGUUACAAGAUCUGGCACUACACUGGCUCCCUGUUGCACCACUACGAAGUUCCAUCUAACGAAGAAAUGUGGCAGGUUUUCUGGCAGCCCUUCUUGGAUGGAGUGUUCCCUGCAAAAGCAGUAAAAUACCAGGCAGUUCCAAGUGAACUGCCCAGUGCUGAGCCAAAGCCUGCUCAAGCCUACAGACCUCCAGCCCUCAGAAACAAACCUGUAACAAGUUCCAAGCUCCACGAGAAUGAGCCACCUCAGAAUAUGAAACCACAGUCGGGAGGCAGUGACAAGCCACUCUCUAAAACCGCUCUCAAAAACCAAAGGAAACAUGAAGCAAAGAAAGCUGCUAAACAGGAGGCCAGAGCUGAGGCAAACCAGGACUCUACGCAGUCCUCAGCACCACAGAAUGCACCCCGGAGUGCUGCGCCUGCUGUCACAUCAGGAGAUCCUGAAGUCGACAAGAAGAUAAAGAAUUUAAAAAAGAAACUAAAGGCAAUUGAGCAGCUGAAGGAACAAGCAGCUGCUGGCAAACAGCUGGAGAAAAACCAGUUGGAGAAGAUUCAGAAAGAAACUGCUCUCCUCCAGGAACUGGAAGACCUAGAACUGGGUCUUUAA
Antrostomus carolinensis (chuck-will's-widow) is the source of this 1733-nucleotide messenger RNA. RefSeq names its product eukaryotic translation initiation factor 2A (gene EIF2A). NCBI's taxonomy places the organism in Eukaryota, Metazoa, Chordata, Aves, Caprimulgiformes, Caprimulgidae. The record is from RefSeq and is a predicted model, not a curated record. Gene Ontology annotation, biological process: translational initiation. The annotation marks the transcript as partial. Gene Ontology annotation, cellular component: cytosolic small ribosomal subunit. The transcript has 13 exons. Gene Ontology annotation, molecular function: mRNA binding; translation initiation factor activity; protein binding.